Molecule: messenger RNA, 3829 nt
Organism: Triplophysa rosa
Lineage: Eukaryota; Metazoa; Chordata; Actinopteri; Cypriniformes; Nemacheilidae
Gene: adora1b
Product: adenosine A1 receptor b
Exons: 2
Coding region: 944-1960 (338 amino acids)
Biological process (GO): G protein-coupled adenosine receptor signaling pathway
Cellular component (GO): membrane; synapse; dendrite
Molecular function (GO): G protein-coupled adenosine receptor activity
Source: RefSeq, a predicted model, not a curated record
UUUUAUAGGGCGUGUUUUCAUUAUUCACUGCUAAUCAGACAGUCAUCACCUGCUUCCCUCCAAUCUCAUGGGUGCAAUGGUGUCUCAUCUACAGUGCGCACUAAUAUUACACUAAACAAGGACACCGACUGCCACACUCAUCCCGAACGAGCCUCUCUAUUUGUAGGCUACUACACGAAUACAACAUUGAGAAAAGGAGUUCGGACCCUAAACAAAAGAAAGUAGAAAAGCCUCCGUGCAUCCUCAAGGAGAGAGCGAACCCAGCCAGCACCGUGCUUGGGAUGGUGGGGUUCGCCUUUUUUCCUCUUAUCAAAGGGAAACCGGAACGACCUCUGGGUUUGACAUUCUGGAGACAGAGAAUCCACGCGAAGUACGCAUUUUGCUCCAAAAAGUGCUUUAAAUUGGCAAGUGGGCGAGAAUGAGUGAGACAAAGGGCUCUACCCAUCGACAGUUAUUCUGGGGCACCGCAUAGCUUUCGAGUGUUGGAAAGAAACGCUGCGCUCUGGACAAUAUCGUUCCCAUUUCCAGCAAGAAAUAUGGUGCGCUAUUUUAUCUUUUUCCCUACCGUUUGGACAUCCAGAGAACUGCCGGAGAGUUGCAGGUGACAAAUGAAUAUUUUGAAUUGGAUAAAUAAGUGGCGCGCGCCUGUCUCGCGCAGGUGGAUCUAAACGAAGAGGUGCCGUGCAACGCGAAAAGAAAACGCUUAAAACUGGGCAUUUGAUCAUUUUGUAUUCGAUUACUCUUGUGUGUGUGUGCGUGUGGUUUUUUUAUUCAAUCUCGUCACUUGUAAAUAGACACGAGUGAGAUACAGCUACUCUUUUGACGGUCUAACGCGAGGAUUUCCCCCCUGGACUACAGUUAAUGAUUUUACUCAUCACUUUCACUCGAAAGCCAGUUGUGGCGUGGACAGUCAUCAUCAUAUCGAUUCUCGUCGAGUGAAAGCAUGCCCGAAGACUCCGCGGCCAAAGCCCUCUACAUGGGCAUGGAGGUGGUGAUCGCCGUGUCUUCUGUCAUAGGAAACGUGAUGGUGGUUUGGGCGGUCAAAAUUAACAAAUCUCUGAGAGAUACUACGUUUUGUUUCAUUGUUUCUCUGGCACUCGCCGACAUCGCGGUAGGAGCGCUUGUUAUACCCUUGGCGAUAACGAUAAGUAUCGGACUUCAGACUCACUUCUACAGUUGCUUGCUGGUGGCUUGCACAGUGCUGGUUUUGACCCAAAGUUCUAUCCUUGCAUUGCUCGCAAUAGCCAUGGACCGAUACCUUAGAGUCAAGAUCCCAACCAGUUACAAGCGUGUGGUCACUCCAAAGCGAGCCGGAAUAGCAGUUUUUGUUUGCUGGAUGGUGGCCUUCAUAGUCGGCUUGACUCCCAUGCUGGGCUGGAACAAUUUAAGCAACCUGCAACGUAAAAACGCCUCGCUCGGCCCUGACCUCAUCAUCACCUGCCAAUUCGAGAACGUCAUCAGCAUGGAGUACAUGGUCUACUUCAACUUCUUCGGUUGGGUGCUGCCCCCUCUGCUUUUCAUGCUGAUCAUUUACUCUGAAAUCUUCUACAUGAUCCACAAGCAUCUGAAUAAGAAGGUGACCAGCCACGCCGAACCAAACAAGUAUUACGACAAAGAACUGAAGCUGGCAAAGUCUCUGGCUUUAGUGCUUUUUCUGUUCGCGGUUAGCUGGCUUCCUCUCCACAUCAUGAACUGCAUCACACUCUUCUGUCCAAAGUGUGAGAAGCCCAUGUUCCUCAUUUACAUCGCCAUUCUGCUCACGCACGGUAACUCUGCCGUCAACCCCAUCGUUUACGCUUUCCGCAUCAAGAAGUUCCGCACGGCAUUCCAGAGGAUCUGGAAGCAGUACUUCUGCUGCAAGGAUGCCCCGCCUCCUGAGAGCUAUCCGAGCGAGAGACUGGAUAACAACCACUACAUCGCCGCCGCUCCUCCUGAACUUCAUUUGGAACAUAACGUCUGACCGACGUCCCAGCAUUCUCGAGGAGGCCAUAUGGGUUCUGCUGGCUGGAUGUCCAGUGGUGUCAAGACCUGGUUUGUUUGUUUUAAAUGUGAGGGUGUGGUUGAGAUUUGUCCCUUUAUUGGAAUUAUGGGCCAGCAUUGAUUUAAGACUACAAAGGGCCAGAGAAGUGAGUUUAGGUCACUUCGAAGAGAAUGUUCAAGAAGGGAACCUACAGGAAAUCUAGCUUUAUGAAGCAGCCUUGAACAAACUUUUUUAAGUAUUGCACAAAUGAGGUAUCCAACAUGAUGUGAUGUUAUCUCUAUUAUAAAACAUCACAAAGAACAUGGUUAAUAUGGAAAGAUCACCAGAAAUCACUACUUUUCUUUGAAUGUACUGUAUGCAGUACAGUACAGAAAUGACAGCACACUCUCAGGUUCUUGGACAUUCUGCUUGUAUUUUGAACCUUUGUGCACAAUUCCAGGAAGAGGAUGUCAUAAACAGUGACAAGAAAGAGGUGGUACAAAAGUUUUACAUGUAUUUCGUUCUCUUCUUGGUUUAAGGGGUGUCUCAGCACAGGUUAUUGUGGUGAAAAACAAAUAUGCUCCAGGCAGCUGAAACUGCAUUUUACUCACAGUCGCAGUGAGGUUCUUUUACCUUUUAGCAAAACUGUGCGUAGUGUGUGAGCGAUUGAAUGCAUGUCGCAGAAUGACUGGACCUGUCCUAUUUAUCCUUUUAAAUGUGGUGACAAGAAACCAAGAGGAACUUGCAGCUGCCAACGUAUUUAGCAAUGUAUUAAAUCCUGUACUAUUUGAAAGUUUUCAGGGUUAAAAAAUGAUCAAUGAUCAUGAUGUUAAACCAUACAGUAUUAUAGUAAUUUUGGGUAUUUACGCAUACACGCAAAAGACUGGCAUGAGUAUGUUACACUACUGCUAAAUACUGAAUGCUUUUUUGUGUAGUUCACACAAAAUAUGAAAAAGCUGUCAUUAUUAACUAAACCUCAUUUGGUUUUAAACCCAUGCAAAUUUCUUGUAAGAAAAAGAAGGAUAUUUUAGGCAGAAUGUACGUAAUGCUCUUUUUAUCCUGUGAAAGCGUACAGGGACCAGAAGCUGUCCACCUCUUUGUAAUGUUUUGCAGCAUCUAUUGACAAAAAUGCAAUAUAACAUACACAGCGAUGUCUUCAGACCUUACAUAAUGAAGCGUUAUCUCUUUAUCACCUUAGAAUGAGUUAUUUCUAUUUACAUACACCACGGGUCCCCCUGCAUGGAAUCCGCCAUGUUGUUUCUACAGUAGCCCUAAUCAGACAAACUGCUCUAGAAGAGCGCAUUUCGUAAGUACGUUAUCUGAUUCGGGAAAUAAGCGAAAAUAUGAUGACAUCUUAGUGCUGUGUCAUCCUCCAUAGUGGUUGCUAAAUUUCAUACACUGGACCUUUAAAUUUGAAAUAAUAUGAUGGUAAAUUAAAAGUGACAUAUUUUGGGGGGGGUGAUAAUCCUUUAAAAAUGAAGUGUAAUGAGUUCUUGGAAAUUUUCCCUGAAAAGUAUAAACACCGUGGAUUUGUGGCACUAUCAAAGCAUUCAAUUUGUCUGACCGACGGCAGAUGUUCGGGAUGUUUUAAUACAGGUAAAAGUCAUUUUUUUGCAAUUCUGUUUGAUGACUCAAGUGAUGCAGAAAACAUUACACACUUCAGCUUUACCAUCUGUCUGUCACAACUGAUCUCACAUGUGGAUGUACUACCUGUUCUCUACCUAAUGGCAUCCAAACCGAACAUGUAUUUAAUCUGUACAUAACAAUGUAAUGCACUAUAUGAAUACAGUAUGUUCAUAAUUGUUAAACAAACAGUUGUGGAAUUACAAUCAUUUGUACAUGAAGGAUUUCUGAGUAAAUGGGAUUAAU